Drosophila mauritiana is the source of this 1064-nucleotide messenger RNA. RefSeq names its product proteasome subunit beta type-7 (gene Prosbeta2R1). Lineage: Eukaryota; Metazoa; Arthropoda; Insecta; Diptera; Drosophilidae. Gene Ontology annotation, cellular component: proteasome core complex. The record is from RefSeq and is a predicted model, not a curated record. The coding region runs from base 60 to 983 and encodes 307 amino acids. Gene Ontology annotation, molecular function: threonine-type endopeptidase activity. The transcript has 3 exons.
UAUAGUGCGUUAGUGAUAACUGAUAAUCUUGCUGAUUAUAUAUUUUCUUAUUCAACAUAAUGCUUUUUCCUUUUUCCGCCCGAAAGGCGAAUAAAUCCGCUGAUUUUCUUGGCUUGCGCUCCGGAUUUAACUUUAUAAAUUGCACGCGAAAUGCGGAUCUUUUGUCCAAGGGUUAUGAGCCACCGAAGGCGAUCAAAACUGGCACCUCCAUUGUGGGCAUCAUCUACAAGGACGGCGUUAUCCUGGGCGCCGACACUCGCGCCACCGAGGGACCCAUUGUUUCCGACAAGAAUUGCUCCAAAAUUCACCACCUUCAGGAUCACAUAUACUGUUGUGGAGCCGGCACCGCUGCCGACACCGAAAUGAUUACCCUGACGACCAGCGCCGAGCUGGAUCUGCACCGGCUGAACACCGAACGGCAGGUGCCGGUGGUCUGUGCGAGCAUGAUGCUCCGCCGGACCCUCUUCCGCUACCGGGGCCACAUUGGUGCCGCCUUGGUGAUGGGCGGCGUGGACAGGACCGGUCCGCAGCUGUACUGCAUCUAUCCGUGCGGUUCCAACGACAAGAUACCCUACGCGGCCAUGGGCUCUGGCACCUUGGCGGCCAUGUCGGUGCUGGAGCACGGCUGGAAGCCCGACCUCGACCUGGAGCAGGGCAAGCAGCUGGUCCGCGAGGCCAUCUCGGCGGGGGUGUUCAACGACCUGGGCUCCGGAUCCAAUAUCGAUCUCUGCGUGAUCACCAAGCAGGGAGCGGUGUACCUGCGAACCGACACGAUUGCCAGCGAGAAGGGCGAGCGGUUGGGCAAGUACGGCAUCAAGCCCAACUCCACCAUGGUCACCUCGAUCUCCGUGCUGAGUCUGCAGGUCACCGAUGAGCGGAUCUACGCAGUGGAGGAUCAACAGCCGGGCACCAGUGGCGUUCAGUGGGUUUCCUCGCAAGAGGAUGAGGAACUGCCCGAAGGAUCGCAGACUAAAUCACCAUAGACACCCUACCCCAUACAUUUAAGUUUGAGCAAAUUAAUCGUUAAAUAGCAACUUUGCUUUACAUAAAUGUUAAUGCAUUCG